CUCUCUCUCUCCUCCCUCUCUCCCACGUACAGUCACACAAACAUACACAGAGACAGACAGCACCACACACUCAGACACAAUUACACACGAGCAACAAGCAGCAGUCUAAGGACUAAUGCAGCCAGAGGCAGAAGAUGGCUGACCUGACAGCAGGGCAACCUCUGACUAGCAGCCUGGCAUCCCCAACCCUCCCUUCUGAGCUCCCUCCUCAUACCAACCCUGACGUCUUUCACCUCUAAAUAGAGGAGGGAGUGUGUGUUGGGGGGGGGGGAUUGCCACUUCACUUUCACACACCCCUCAAUCUUCACUUUGAUUCCUGCAGCCAUUUCAUCAGCACAAAGUAGACAAAAAAUGGCAGAAAUGGAGAAAGAAGGGAGACCCCCUGAAAAUAAAAGAAGCAGAAAGCCUGCCCACCCUGUGAAAAGAGAGAUCAACGAGGAGAUGAAGGAUUGUUUGCACAGAUUACAUGUAACUGCAGAAAAACCUACCAAGAACUUUGCAGAAAAUACCAUGAAUGAGCUUCUUGGUUGGUAUGGAUAUGACAAGGUGGAACUAAAUGAUGGAGAAGAUAUUGAAUUCAAAAACUACCAUCCAGACGGGGAAGGCAGGCAGCAUAUUUCUGUUCUCAAAGAAAAUUCUUUGCCAAAACCAAAAUUACCAGAGGACAGUGUUAUAUCACCAUACAAUACAAAUAUAAACUAUUCAGGGUUUACUACAGGAAAUGGGAUUGCAGAAUUACCAGCAGGGUCAAAGGAUCAUGGGAAUAUGCCAAUCGUGGUACCUUUAAUUCCUCCUCCCUUCAUGAAACCACCAGCAGAGGACGAUGUGUCAAAUGCACAAAUUAUGUGUGCUUGGUGCCAGAAAGUUGGAAUAAAACGAUAUUCCUUGAGCAUGGGCAGUGAGGUGAAAAGCUUCUGCAGCGAAAAGUGCUUUGCAGCCUGUCGAAGGGCAUACUUCAAAAGGAACAAGGCUAGAGAUGAAGAUGGACAUGGUGAAAAUUUCCCCCAGCAGCACUAUGCUAAGGAAACUCCGAGACUUGCCUUCAAGAAUAACUGCGAGCUACUUGUAUGUGAUUGGUGUAAACACAUAAGACAUACAAAGGAGUAUCUGGAUUUUGGGGACGGGGAAAGGAGGCUUCAGUUCUGUAGUGCAAAGUGCUUAAAUCAAUAUAAAAUGGACAUUUUCUACAAAGAGACACAAGCCAAUCUCCCAGCUGGACUGUGUAACACGUUACAUCCUCCAGUUGACAAUAAAACAGAAGGUACGGGGGUACAGCUGCUAACUCCGGAUUCUUGGAACAUAUCAUUGACAGAUGCUCGUCGAAAGAUUCCUUCCCCAUUGUCUGCAGCUGGCCAAGUUCAAGGUCCUGGAUCAUCAGCCUCUACCACUGCGUCUCCAUCUGAAACUGCCAACAGUUCUGCUACUAAAAUCCCUACACCAGUUCCCAAAUCUAUUCCCGUUAAUGAAAGCCCAAGUAUACCCUCGGUUCCUGUCCCACCACCUGCCAGUAUUGUGCCUCCCAUGGGUGUACCACCCAGGAGUCCUCCUAUGAUCAUGACAAACAGAGGCCCGGUUCCCCUCCCCAUAUUUAUGGAGCAACAAAUUAUACAGCAAAUACGCCCACCUUUUCUUAGAGGUCUCCAUGGCUCAAAUCCUAACAGCCCUUUGCCCAAUCCAAUGAUUCCUGGCAUGGGUCCACCACCAGGUGGUCCCAGAGUGAUGGGCCCCACCUCUAGUCCUAUGCAUAGACCAAUGCUGUCACCUCAUAUACAUCCACCAACUACACCUACAAUUCCAGGCAACCCCCCUGGAUUGCUUCCACCACACCCUCCCGGAGGUCCCUUGCCUAGUCUUCCUUUCCCGCCCAUGGGUAUGAUGCCAAAUGGCCCUAUGCAUAUGCCACAGAUGGUAAACUUUGGAUUACCAUCUCUUGCCCCAUUGGUGCCACCGCCAACUCUUUUAGUGCCAUACCCUGUUAUUGUUCCCUUACCUGUACCAAUACCUAUUCCGAUUCCUAUUCCUCAUGUAGUUGAUUCCAAACCUCCAAAUGACUUCUCUCGCAAUGGUGAAAGCAUCAUUCCAAGUUCAUCUACUGAGUCUCCAGGGUUAAAGCCAAAGGAUAAUUCUUUGCCUCCAAGGGAAUCAAAACAAAGGUCGUUAAAAUCUUCAGACUCUUCACCUGGUGGUUCAGGGCACUCUUCUCACCAGGCACUGGGGCUUCAGGAACAAACAAAAGCUGAAGUUGUGGAUUUGACCAGAAGAGCAGCAAGCCCAGAGAAUAGCAAACUCAACAUCCCCAAUACAUUUCAGGUUCCACAGGACGAAGUCAUUGACUUAACUGUGGCACACAGGUCUAGACUUCAUCAUGUAAUUCACAGAGCUAUUAACACUCAGAUGAAACUUGAACUUGAACCCAACAGUGUUGUUAACUUGGCGUUUGGUAAUUCAGAUAAAAAUAACUGUAGUGACUGUAGGGACAAUUGUAGUCCAGUGGAAACAAAAACAUACACACCUAGUGACUCGGCAUAUUGUAGUCCUAUCUCACUUGUCUCCAGCACUCCAGGACAUGAAACCAGUGCUGCUGUCUGCAAUGUCAUUGUGAAUGGUACAAAAAGCACAGAAGGUUCUAAAACCUCUCAUGAGCAAAAAAGGACUCCGCUAGACAAGGAGCCAGUUGUUAGCGAACUGGAAUCUGUAAAAGAAAACAACUGUGCUUCAAAUUGUCACCUCGAGUUAGAAACCAGCAAGAAGAGUCUUACAGAAGAGACCCUUAUUGCUGGUGAUAAACAAGACCCCAAUUCAAACAACCCUGCAGAUGAGGACCAUGCUUACGCUUUGCGGAUGUUGCCUAAGACGGGCUGCGUUAUCCAGCCUGUGCCAAAACCAGCAGAAAAGACUGCUAUGACACCAUGUAUAAUCCCAACACCAAUUCUCACCACAGGGACAGAGGAUCUGGAGCCACCACUCAAAAGAAGGUGCCUCCGUAUUCGAAAUCAAAAUAAAUGAAGGAUGCGAGGAGCAGGGUAUCUUACUGAGAGACUGAGAGCAACGCAGGCCAUGUUAUGUCACCCAACUACACCAGCUGGUCCACCUGUCCUGUACUUCUAAAUUUCAUUGCCUUCUCUAGAAAGCUUGCUUCUCUUUCGACCCACUGUUCUGCAAGGAAAGCCACCCCAUGUAGGAUCCAACGCAUUCCUCCCAUCUUCAGUUUCACUUCCCCAUCUUCAUUGUUCUCAAAAUUAAAAUAUGGACCAACGUAGUACCCGUCCCUCUUAGUAUUUUAAGGUUCCGAGACAGCGAACUGGAAAUUAAUGUGGAUAUUUUUUUUUUUUUUUUUUUUUUAGGGACUAUUAUGGUUUUGCUGCUACAAUGAGAAUUGUAAUUUGUAUUAAGCUUUUGAACUGUUGAAAGGGGUAAAAGGUUUUGGAUUGGAGUAGCAACACUUCAGAGUCAUCUCCCCAUUACCCAAGAUGCACUUUUAAUUGAAGCAUUUAUAAAAGAUUUAUGGGCUAUUAGUAUUGUAGUUUUUUUAUUUUAAUGAAGGCCAUCUUUAUGUCUAAUGCCAUAUUUUCAGUGUUAGGUGUUUAUGGACUAUAAUCCUUAAACUAGUUCAAUU
Molecule: messenger RNA, 3616 nt
Organism: Spea bombifrons (plains spadefoot toad)
Lineage: Eukaryota; Metazoa; Chordata; Amphibia; Anura; Pelobatidae
Gene: SOBP
Product: sine oculis binding protein homolog
Exons: 8
Coding region: 352-3006 (884 amino acids)
Biological process (GO): animal organ development
Cellular component (GO): nucleus
Source: RefSeq, a predicted model, not a curated record